Molecule: messenger RNA, 2950 nt
Organism: Drosophila subpulchrella
Lineage: Eukaryota; Metazoa; Arthropoda; Insecta; Diptera; Drosophilidae
Gene: beta-Man
Product: beta-mannosidase
Exons: 9
Coding region: 123-2855 (910 amino acids)
Biological process (GO): glycoprotein catabolic process
Molecular function (GO): beta-mannosidase activity
Source: RefSeq, a predicted model, not a curated record
UGUCAGUCGGCGGAACCACUCUUCGCUUCACUGAACGCUCUUUACGAUUCUGAUAUACACUUUUUAAAAAGGGAGUGAUCUUUGAAACAGCCCCACUAAAUUUGGAAGACAUAAAUUGCGAGAUGAAGUGCCGGUAUGGAUGGGGUUUCCUCGGAGGUGGCGCCGGUGGCGUCAGUGGCGCAAUUCUGGUCGGACUACUUUGCGGAUUUUUUGUCUGCGACGUCCGUGGUGAUAAGGUGGAAAUAAUAGAGCUUGGCAAUUGGACGAUAACAAAUCAGAAUAGAUCCCUAACCAUUGCCAACCAAACGCUGCCUUCGGGAAUAUACAGUGCUUUUGCGCCCCAAGUGCUGGACUCGUACAACGACGUCGAACUGCGUUAUCUGGCCUACGACAAUUGGACCUACUCGAAUCUCUUUCAAUUCGACGUCCGUCAUUACAAAGGCGGCCACAUCAAUCUGACAUUUUACGGCAUUGAUACCGUGGCGGAAAUCCGGCUCAACCACCAACUGCUAGGACGGACAGACAACAUGUUUGUGCGCUACUCCUACGAAGUGAGCUCGUUGGUCCAAGCAGAAAACGUUCUGGAGGUUGAGAUCAAAUCUCCCGUACUAUCUGCCUUGGCGAGAGCCCAAAAUUUAAAUAAUUCCGUUCCGCCGGAAUGCCCCAACGAGCGCUACCAUGGCGAAUGCCACAUGAACAUGUUGCGGAAGAUGCAGGCCAGCUUCUCCUGGGACUGGGGUCCCGCAGCCCCCUCCGCUGGGAUAUGGAAAAAGGUGCAGCUAGAAAUCUACGAAGUUGCCGUAAUCCGCGACGUGGAUGUGGACGUCAGCCUCAUCAAUGGCUCUUAUUGGAACAUGCAUAUUCGCUGCUACCUGGACGCAGUGGGAGAAAAGGACUUUAAUGGAAGGCUUAUUCUAUACGCUGUCGAGUUAUUGGACCAUCCGGUGGUCAUAGACAGAAACGCAUCGAAUCCCAUCAGUCGUUUGACGCCACUAAUUGAGUUUGAUCAGGCCGUGCCAAUUGAAAAAGUCGUAGCCUGGUGGCCCAAUGGUUACGGUGAGCAGAAACUUUAUCCGCUUCACUUCACUCUGAAGGCCUGGCUGGGCACUGAGGCGCCCGAGGUUCGUUCUAAGACCAAGUCGCACAAGUCCCUCCGAGUGGGCUUUCGCUCCCUUGAAUUGGUCGAAGUUCCCGCUCCAGACGGCAUAGGAAAUACAUUCCUUUUCCGAGUCAAUGGAGUAGAUAUGUUUAUGAAAGGUAGUAACUAUAUACCAUCACAUAUCCUGCCCGAAAUGCAAACGAAGGAACAGAUUGGCCACCUAUUGAGAUCCGCCAAGGAAGCGCAUAUGAACAUGCUGCGCGUGUGGGGAGGCGGUGUUUACGAAUCAGAUUACUUCUACCAGCUCGCCGACAGUCUGGGCCUUCUAAUUUGGCAAGAUAUGAUGUUCGCGUGUGCCAUGUACCCGGUUGGCGACGACUUCCUGUCAUCAGUGCGUGAGGAGGUUCGUCAAAAUGCCAUACGGCUGUCGCACCAUCCCAGCGUGGCAAUUUUCGUAACCAACAAUGAAAACGAAGCCGCAUUGGUACAGAACUGGUAUGGCACGCUGUUUGAAAGAGAUCGCUUUGAGAGCGACUACCGGGAGCUCUACCUGGCCAAUGUCAUCCACGAAUUAAAGCUAGUCUCGCAUCGCUCUCGACCCCAGCCACUAGUCUCAUCGCCCUCCAAUGGCAAGGCCAGUGAAAAGGAAAACUACAUUUCUAGUGACCCCCAGGACAAUCACAAUGGCGAUGUACAUUUCUACGACUACACAAAGGACGGCUGGGACCCAGAAAUUUAUCCACGUCCUCGAUUUGUUAGUGAGUACGGCUUUCAGAGCUUUCCAGGAACAUACGCCUGGGAGCGCAGCAAGAACGGCGAUGACGACCUUCUUGCUCUUAUUAGACACCGCCAGCACCAUCCGCUAGGAAAUAUUCCCGUAAUCGCUUUGGUGGAGAGACACCUUCCGCUCCCCUUGCCAGAGGAUGAUAACUAUGCCAAUGCACUGAUAUACUUCAGCCAGAUCGCUCAGGCCAUGGCCACCAAGGUGGAAACGGAAUUGUACCGCAGCCUGCGGGAUACCCCUCACAAAACCAUGGGCGCCCUUUACUGGCAGCUAAACGACGUAUGGGUGGCGCCAUCCUGGUCCGGCAUAGAUUUCUACGGCAACUGGAAGAUUCUUCAUUACUGGGCGCGCGACUUCUUAGCGCCGAUUGCCAUCGUAGCUCUCUACGAAAGGUCCACGGACUCGCUAAACAUCUCACUUAUUUGCGAUUUACCGGAGGUGGACACGGGGGAACUCAAUGUCGUGGCUAAUGUUCAUUUGUGGUCUCAGCUGCUGCCGCGCCAAUCAACCACGUGGGAGGUUACCCUUCGCCCCAAUGGCGUGCACUACGACAAGGUCAUUCCCAUUUCUGAUCUUCUAAAAGGGCAAUUCACUAAAACAAACUCAUUCCUGGAGUUUCAACUGCGUCGUGGCCGUGAAUUGAUCUCCAGGACCUACUUCUUCCCCAGCAGCAUUACCGCUGCCGUCGGAAUCGAAGAUCCCGAUCUAGAGUACAAUAUCGCCUCCGUAACCUGCCUCAAUACCACCGAUGUCAUACGCAACAGCGUAAGCAUCACCAUCCAAGUGAAGCGCCCAGCUGUGUUUGUGUACCUGGAGUUGCUAAAGCCGUACCGCUACACGCUGUCUGAGAACGGAUUUAUGCAGACCGCGCCGAUGCACGUCGUCUAUCUGACUUUUGACGAGCCUACAUGUCACCGAAAUCUACGCAAAACGGACCUACGGGUGCUAACCGUCAACGACUUUAUGAGAUAGACCGACACGACUUCCUUGACAACUUUAAUUCAACUUUUAUAAAUAGCUUAACAAUAAUCAAAUCAAUAAAUAUAAUUAGCCGUUGAGCACCAACA